Molecule: messenger RNA, 561 nt
Organism: Aureobasidium namibiae CBS 147.97
Lineage: Eukaryota; Fungi; Ascomycota; Dothideomycetes; Dothideales; Saccotheciaceae
Product: DSPc-domain-containing protein
Exons: 2
Biological process (GO): protein dephosphorylation; negative regulation of MAPK cascade
Cellular component (GO): nucleus; cytoplasm; cytosol
Molecular function (GO): MAP kinase tyrosine/serine/threonine phosphatase activity; protein tyrosine/threonine phosphatase activity
Source: RefSeq, a predicted model, not a curated record
AUGCGCGCCCCGCUCAAGACGAACGACUCCGACCAGAACUUCGACGUGCCACAAUCGAAAGAGGAAAAACCUGAAGCUUACCCCGAUGGACCUAUCUGUGUUUAUGGUCACUACCUGGAUCUCUAUCUGGAGCCCACUGCUGAACAAGCUUCUCGCUACGACGUCAUCCUGAACGUUGCCAGUGAAGUCAAGAACCCUUUUGAUUUCGCGACUUUUCAACCUUCUGGUCCUGAACUGCGUCUUGAUGGGGAGAAAAACUCAACAAAACCAGAGCCCGAGUACAUUCACAUUCCCUGGGAGCACAACACUGACAUCGUCCCCGAUCUCGUCCGCCUGGUAAAGGUCAUUGAUGAGCGAAUCCAGCUCGGAAAACGUGUUCUGAUCCACUGUCAAUGUGGUGUGAGCAGAUCAGCGACACUGGUUGUGGCUUAUGUUCUGUACAAGAACCCUUCGAUGAGCGUCCAAGAAGCAUACGAUGAUGUGAAGAAGCGAAGUAGAUGGAUCGGACCAAACAUGAACUUAAUUAUGCAGUUGCAAGAGUUCCGAUCAACGUUGCAAAGG